UGAAUUUAAAACCGGAAACAGUUUUCAGUUAACCUUCCCUUUUUCUAAAUAAACAUUUUUAUAUUUAUUUGAUAAUAUUUCAUAAAUUAUUUAACCGUUUCCGUGAGAAUGACGUCGACGACGUUAAAUCUGAUCGCGAUUCCGUUCCAUCUCUUUCUCUCUCUCCUCCGAAUCGAAGUUAAAAAGGAAACAACAGAUUCGUUUUUUUUUUGAAAAAAAAAGCAGUUUCAAUUUCCAUUUACAAAGACACAAUGGAAUUUAACGGUGUUAACUUCUCAUUGAACUCCGUUAUUUAUAACCGACAAUUUCAUCAUCACUUUAAUGGAUCCCUUGAUCCGCAAGCUCCGGCGCCACCUUCUCCGUUGGCUUCACCGAUCUCGUUCUGGAUCCGUGUUUUUUGUGAGGAGAAUUUCGUAUAAGGAAGUUAGAAAAGCAACUGAUAGUUUUCAAAGAAUAGUUUAUAGCAAUUCCGAAGUUUCUGCGUAUGCUGCGAAUUUUGGAGAGGGAUGCGGUGGUGUUUGUUUGGUGAAAGAAGUUAAAGAUUUUGAUAAAGGAAAUGAUGAGAAUUUUCAUAAGCAAGUGCAGUUGUUGGGACGUUUGCAUCAUCGACACCUUCUUUCGCUCAAAGGCUUUUCUUUGGGGCACGAUCGCAAGAGCAAGAGACUGCUCAUAUUUGACAACAUAGAAAAUGGAAGUUUAAAGGAGCAUCUCAAUGACCCCUUGAAGACUCCUUUAAAUUGGAGGACAAGGUUGCAAAUAGCUAAUGGUGUUGUGGCUGCACUGGAAUACUUGUUUCUUUUCAGUGAACCACCAAUAAGCCAUGUCUCUAUUAGCUCUAGCAAUAUUAUGUUAGAUGAGAACUUCACCCCUAAACUUUCUGAUUUUGGCCUUCUUACUGGUGGAAGUUCUGUCAUGAUGACACAAGAUUGCACGGGGCAGGAAAAUUGUAAGAUUAUAUUUCAACUUGGAGUGCUCAUCCUUGAACUUGUCACCGGUCAGUCUUCAGAGAUGGAAGGUUCUGAUUUAAUUGAAUGGAUUCAAGAAUCCCGAUUUUUCAGUUCCAUUGAUAAGAUGUUAGAUCCUGAUCUUGGAAACAAUUAUGAUGGUACAGAACUUAAAAGUCUUCUAGCUGUGGCAAAAUUAUGUAUCAAAUCAUGGGACAAGCCUUCAUAUACAAUUCCUCAGUUAUUUCGGUAUCUCCAAAAGGAGACUGAUAUUCCCCAACAUUAGGUUUGUUACUUGUGUUGUUUGAAAACCUUGUGUUGUUAGGGAGAAUAUGUGAGUAUAUUUGUUUUGUGUUGAGUGUAUAUAUCCUUUCGGGAUUCUUGCCUCUUCAAUAACCUUAUUUGAAACUGAAUGAACAGAAAAUGUUAGUAAUAUGUGUCUGUUCUGUUGUC
Molecule: messenger RNA, 1397 nt
Organism: Lathyrus oleraceus (garden pea)
Lineage: Eukaryota; Viridiplantae; Streptophyta; Magnoliopsida; Fabales; Fabaceae
Product: probable receptor-like protein kinase At1g49730
Exons: 7
Coding region: 322-1230 (302 amino acids)
Biological process (GO): protein phosphorylation
Cellular component (GO): plasma membrane
Molecular function (GO): protein tyrosine kinase activity; ATP binding
Source: RefSeq, a predicted model, not a curated record